This is a messenger RNA of Lucilia sericata (common green bottle fly), 2941 nucleotides long. RefSeq lists its product as uncharacterized. Bases 190 to 2577 code for a protein of 795 amino acids. The record is from RefSeq and is a predicted model, not a curated record. The transcript has 5 exons. Lineage: Eukaryota; Metazoa; Arthropoda; Insecta; Diptera; Calliphoridae.
UGGCAAUACUUUUUGUUUUAAUUUGUUCUCAUCCAUUCUCUGAUAUUCUUUGCAAAUCAAAUACAAAUUAAGUCAAAUGAAAAAUAACAAAUUUACAAUUUUAUAUUUAUACGUUUAUAUUAAAGAAAUAAAAAAUUUAUAUUAAAUACAAAAUAUAGAAAACUAAAUAUAUAAUACAACGUAAUUAUAAUGAAAAUAAUAUUUAACAUUUUAAUAGUAAUGGUCCAGUUGUGUGCAAGUGAUAGUUCAGUUUACGAUUGGCAGGUGAAAACCAUAGAACGUGAUUCAGAUUUUGCGAAUGAUUUUAAAGUGCAAACAGCUUUAAAUAAUGAGCGACAACAAGAUCUUUUAAAGAUUUCGGGCAAAACAAAUAAUAUAGAUUACUAUUAUCCUAAUUCUUUUAAUACACAAUUUAAUACUAAAAGCCUUGAUGGAAGCAGUAAUAAAGCUAGUGCGAUUAAUAAUGAAAAUAAAUUUGAUGAUCAAAAUAAUUUAAAUCUCAAUAAAAAAUAUAAAGAAAACUCAAAUUCAAUGGACAAUCUUGAUCAAACGAAAAAUUCUGCCAAGAAAUUUGAAGCCAAAAAUAAUGAAAAAUUCAAGUCUAAAAAUGAUGAGACAAAUAAUCAUCAUUACGAUUACAAUGAAAAUCAAUUUUAUUCCAAAUUUAACGCUGAUGUGCUAAAAAGUCAGGAAGCUAAUAAAAAUAAUGAACACGAUGAUCAAGAUCGUAGCGAGUUCAAUAAAAAUCAUAAACUUUUAGAUUAUCACGAUGAGGAUAAUAAUAGUUAUCAUGAUUUAAAUCAUUUAGAACAUAAUUCUUAUAAACAAUCUAAAGAUCAAGAUAAAUUUAAUAAUCCUAAUGAACAACUUGGUUUUGACUCGAUAAAUAAAGAGAAUGGAAGUUAUAAUAAAGCGAAAAUUGCAAAUAAAGAAAAACAAGAUCGUCCUAUAAUAAAUCAUUGUUCCGGUAAAUAUAUGAAUAUUGAAAGUUUUGUGGGUACAAAUCUUUUUGAUAGUACUGCCAAAAGAUGUUUCACUAGCGAAGAGGUGGCUUUAUUGGCCAUUCGUAAAGAUUUCGAGAGUCUUAUACCCAAAGAUUUGCCAGAAUGUUUGCUAAAUGAUCACAUGGUGGCUCUGGUACUAAAUUACUUUUAUAUCUGUCAUCAAAUGAUAUUGAAAACUACCUCAUUAGACUCAAAGCAUUUAGUACAAAAAGCUUUUUAUGAUACUUUAGGUGGCUAUUUAAAUUUCUAUAUGGUACCGGUAACAAAAUAUUCUUAUUAUGCUGGUCAAAUAAGCCUAAAUACUGCCCAGCAAAUUUUAACUUUACAUCAAGAAUCUAAACAAUUUCUAAAUACCAAUGGCAAUGGUUGGAAAGCUCCUUUACAAAAUGUUCUUAUGGAAUUAAAAUCCGUACAUAUAGAACCAUUGCAUAUUGCUGAACAACAUGAGGAUAACUGUAAUGAGCCUUCAUUUUGUAUGCUUCUAGAUAUAGCCACAGAUGAGAAUCAACCCAAUGAUGAACAAAUGAUUGUUCAACUGCCAAAAUUGGAAGAUGAAGAUGGUUAUUUGGCUAAUAUAUGGUUACCGUUUAGACGUAAAAGAACAUUUGAUUUAAAAUCACAAAGUUCUGCUUAUGUUUUGGUUAAAUUUUAUGAAACUGUUACCAAAUGUUAUCGAUUUGAUAAUAUCGAUCAGCAAUAUUAUAACCAGCAAUUUAAAAUAUGGCUAAUGGAAAAUAUAAACAUACAUUUAUCGGAUGAGCAAUUUUAUCCAGGUUUAGGAGCUGUCUUACGAAUUUAUGAAUAUCUUAAAAAAGCUAAAAAGGAUACCAACUUGUUUGGCGAUAAUUUAGUUGAGUUGCAAAGUAAAGAUGAAAGUUUUGUGAAGCAGCAAAGCCCACAAAUUGGAAGUAGAAAGACUCAUAAUAUUAAGAAAACUAAACAGAGAAUUAAUAAUGGAAAAAAUAUCACCGAUCAAACAAAUGCAGAGCAAAGAGAAAGAAAUCAAACUAUACAUCACGAUGCUAAGAUACCACUUCAAAUUAAUCUUGAGAUAACAAAAAACGCCCUUGAAACCCAAUCAAAUGCUAUUUCUUCUGAAGUAGAAGAUAAUAAACUAGAUAAUCCCGCUCAAACAAAUUUCACAAAUACUAAAUCUUUACUGCGUACCAUAGACUUAGCACCACCACAAAUGGUCGUUAUAGCCAUACCAGUCAUUGCCAUUAUUUUGGUGGUAAUAAUUUGUUGUUGUAAAAGUUUUUGCAAGAAAAAGAAAUCGCAGCCACAACUUAAGACCAAAAAGAAUUCGUCUUCAUCAUCCUCUAUACUUUUAAAUUCACCAGUACGUUUCUUUCAUAUAAGAAAAAAAUCCCUUUCAGAUUAUUCAUCAACUGAACCUGGUAACAAGAAAAAUAAAAGAUCUGUAAAAAUUGAAAAGAAACCUUUGCUAAAUUCAGAUACCUCAGCUUCAAGUAGUCCAGUGAGAAAUAAAAAAUCUAUAGACAAGGGAAAAACGAAGGAUAGUGGCAAGAGUAAUAGUAAAUCAAGUUGGGAAACAAUGUAUUCCACGAAAUAAUCUGUAUUACGAACGUUAGCGAAAGUUGUGUUAUUUUAUAAUUUACAGGUUUAUUUAUUUCUAUUUAUUUUUCUAAUAUUUUAAUAAAAUUCAUAAUGGAACUAUUAAUCUAAUUCCAUAUUUAAAACGGUUUAGUGUACGAAUUCAUAUGAUCGCUUGAGCUCACGAAUCGAAAAUAAUAAAUUGUUAAGAGUGGAAUGCUUUCCUGAAAGUUCAGAUUAAAUCCAUCAUUCGACUAUAAACUUAAAUUAAAGUUUUAUAUUAGUGGCACGAAUAUCCACUAGCAAUUUCUAAAAUUCUACAAAGGAUAAGCCAAACCAAUUAAGAAUUUAUUAAAUUGCAUAUUUGGUUGUUAAAAAAUCGU